Molecule: messenger RNA, 3891 nt
Organism: Pseudozyma hubeiensis SY62
Lineage: Eukaryota; Fungi; Basidiomycota; Ustilaginomycetes; Ustilaginales; Ustilaginaceae
Exons: 1
Coding region: 1-3891 (1296 amino acids)
Biological process (GO): intracellular calcium ion homeostasis; calcium ion transmembrane transport
Cellular component (GO): intracellular membrane-bounded organelle; membrane
Molecular function (GO): ATP hydrolysis activity; P-type calcium transporter activity; ATP binding
Source: RefSeq, a predicted model, not a curated record
AUGUCGGCCAGCAUCGAGAAGCAGCCCGACUCACCCGGCGCUGCUACCGCCACCGAAGCCGCCGAAACCAAGCCCGGCUUCUUUGGUGGAAUCAAGCAGUCGCUCAAGGGCGUCACCAGGUCUGGUCGUCGAGAGGCGCAGGCAAAGGCCCUGGCAGCCGAGCUUGAGCGUCAGCGCAAUGUCGAUCCCCGUCCCUUCCCCUUGCGUCCCAUCGAGCUCGCCGAUCUGCUCGACCCUAAGAGCGUAGACAAGCUCCGCGAAAUGGGCGGUGUCAAGGGCGUCCUCGCCUCUCUUGGCACAGACGAGCACCGCGGUCUCGACCUCGGCGGAACAAAGACCAUCGAGGCCGGCGCCGGUGCUCACGACAUCGAGAGCGCUCCCGCUACCACCGACUUGGCAAAGGCCCGCGACGCCAACUUCGUCGACGCUUCCGAGGAGGACCGCGUCCGUGUCUACGGUAACAACGUCCUCCCAGAACGCAAGUCCAACAGCCUUCUCCUGCUCAUGUGGCUCGCUCUUCAGGACAAGAUCCUCAUCUUGCUCUGUGUCGCUGCCGUCGUCUCGCUCGCCCUUGGUAUCUACACCAGCACGCUCCCUUCCGAGGAGAUCGCCUGUGUCGUCGAUGGCGUUGAAACCCUCUGCAAAGUCGCCCACCUUGACUGGGUCGAGGGUCUUGCCAUUCUCAUUGCCAUCAUUAUCGUCGAUCUCGUCGGUUCCGUCAACGACUACCAGAAGGAACGCCAGUUCAAGAAGCUCAACGCCAAAAAGGAACAGCGCGACGUCAAGGUUUUGCGUCAAGGAAAGCCCGCUCUCAUGUCUGUCUACGACGUCGUCGUCGGUGACAUCCUCCAUCUCGAGCCUGGUGAGAUUGUACCCUGCGACGGCAUCUUCCUCCGUGGUCACAACGUCAAGUGCGACGAGUCGGGCGCUACCGGUGAAUCCGACAUGAUCCGCAAGGUCACCUACGACGAAUGCAUCGCCGAUCUCGACGAAGCUCGCCGCAACAACGAGAAGCCCAAGAACCGCGACUGCUUCCUCAUCUCCGGUUCCAAGGUGCUCGAAGGUGUCGGCCAGUACGUAGUCAUCGCUGUCGGCCCUACCAGCUUCAACGGCAAGCUCAUGCUCUCGCUCCGCAGCGACGCUGAGGACACUCCCCUCCAGUCCAAGCUCAACCGUCUCGCCGAUCUUAUCGCUUGGCUCGGUUCCACCUCCGGUAUCGUUCUCUUCACCGCUCUCAUGAUCCGCUUCUUCGUCCACCUCGCACAGGAACCCGGCCGCUCCUCCAACGACAAGGCGCAGGAUUUCAUCGACAUCCUCAUCAUCGCCGUCACCGUCGUUGUCGUCGCCGUGCCCGAAGGUCUGCCUCUUGCCGUCACGCUCGCUCUUGCUUUCGCCACCAAGCGAAUGACCAACAUGAACCUGCUGGUGCGUCUCCUCGGCGCCUGUGAGACCAUGGCCAACGCCAGUGUCGUCUGCACCGACAAGACUGGUACCCUGACUCAAAACGAGAUGAGCGUCGUUGCGGGCAGCAUCGGUGUCAACUUCAAGUUUGCCGACCGCCUCGAGGCCAACCGUAAGCGUGUCGAGACCGAGCACGAUGCCGCCUCAUCCACCCAGACUCGCAUCGUCGAGCAGGCCGAGCUCAACAGCUCGAUCAGCACGCCGCUCCAGAGACUCCUCAACGACAGCAUCGCCAUCAACUCGACCGCCUUCGAAGAGGCCGAGCAGGACGACGCCGACAAGGACGCCGCCGCCAACACUGCUGUCGCCGUCAAGAAGCACGGUCUUUCCGCUCUGUUCAGGUCCAAGAAGGCGUCCGCCACCGCCGAGAAGAAGAAGGAGGGCGGAUUCGUCGGCUCCAAGACCGAGACUGCCCUGCUCAAGAUGGCCAAGGAGCUCAAGUGGGAGGACUACCGCGCAUCGCGAGAGCGUGCCGAGGUGGUGCAGAUGAUUCCCUUCAGCUCGGAACGCAAGGCCAUGGGUGUUGUCGUCAAGCGCCCCGAAGGUGGAUUCCGUAUCUACCUCAAGGGUGCCAGUGAAGUCCUUACACGUCUCUGCACCCGUCACGUCGAAGUUGCCGAGACCGACACGGACUGCAUCCAGAUCGAGGAGCUCGACGAUGCCAAGCUCGAAAAGGUCAACUCCACUAUCACCGGAUUCGCCAACCAGACUCUCCGAACUCUCGCGCUUGUUUACCGUGAUCUCGAAUCGUUCCCGCCCAAGGACGCCAACCGUGACGAGAACGGUGACGUCGAGUACGCCUCGCUUGCUCAGGAUCUCACCUUGGUCGCUAUCGCCGCGAUCGAGGACCCUCUUCGACCGGGUGUCACUGACGCCGUCGAGGCCUGCCGUCGUGCAGGUGUUCAGGUCAAGAUGUGCACUGGUGACAACGUCCUCACUGCCAAAUCGAUCGCAACCCAGUGUGGUAUCUACACACCCGGAGGUAUCGUCAUGGAGGGACCCGUCUUCCGCAAACUCAACCGCGCCGACAUGCUCGAAGUGGUUCCCAGACUGCAGGUGCUGGCUCGAUCGUCGCCCGAAGACAAGAAGAUCCUCGUCGAAUCGCUCAAGAGUCUCGGCGAGGUGGUCGGUGUCACUGGUGACGGUACCAAUGACGGUCCUGCGCUCAAGACGGCCAACGUCGGAUUCUCGAUGGGCAUCGCCGGUACCGAAGUAGCCAAGGAAGCCUCGGACAUCAUUCUCAUGGAUGACAACUUUGCCUCGAUCGUCAGCGCCAUCAUGUGGGGACGCUGUGUCAACGAUGCCGUGCGCAAGUUCCUGCAGUUCCAGCUUUCGGUCAACAUCUCUGCCGUCGUGGUCACAUUUGUCACCGCCGUCGCCUCCUCGGAGGGCACCUCGGCGCUCAAGGCUGUACAGCUGCUUUGGAUCAACCUGAUCAUGGACACGCUCGCUGCUCUGGCUCUGGCCACUGAUCCAGCUACACCGGAUCUGUUGGACCGAAAGCCGGACCGUCGUUCUGCUCCGCUGAUCUCGACCAACAUGUGGAAGAUGAUCGUUGGACAGUCGAUCUUCCAGACUGCCGUGAUCCUGGUGCUCAACUUUGCGGGCAAGAGCAUUCUGAACCUGGGAGCGGGUAGCGACACGGAGCUCUCGGCGAUCGUGUUCAACACUUUCGUAUGGUGUCAGCUGUUCAACCAGGUCAACUCGCGUUCGCUCACUCAGAAGCUCAACAUCUUCAGCAAUCUGCACAAGAACCCUUGGUUCCUGGGCAUCCUGGCUCUCGAGAUUGGCUUCCAAGUGCUCAUCAUGUUCGUCGGCGGUGCAGCAUUCUCUGUGACUCGUCUCACUGGACGUGAUUGGGCGGUUUCGAUCGUGAUCGGUUUCGUCUCGUGGCCUUUGGCUGUUUUGAUCCGACUGAUCCCUACGCAGCCGAUCGAGGACUUCCUGAUCAAGAACAGGAUCAUGUCGGACCCGAACGCGCUCCCUGCGCCCGUUUCCGAGUCCGGCUCGGACGACGGCAAGGCUGCGCGUGCACGAACCUUCUCGGAGUGGCUCCCGGCAGUUGGACAGGUGGGCGAGCAGCUCAACUCGUUCCGCAGCAUCCGCGGUGGUCGCAUCAGCGCCAGUCCGCGACUCUACCAGUCGCGCGAACGUCAGCUCAAGUCGGCCAACUUCCACCACCAGAGCGUGCUCGCCAUGGUGCCCGGAUUUGUCGUCGCCAGCAUCGGCGGCAACUGGCGCUCGGCUCCCUCUGACACCUCGAGCGAUGGCAAGGACAAGAGCAAGUCCGCUAAAUCGCAACCCCAGCAGCAAGCGUCCAACGAACCCACCGUAGACUCUGCGACGCUCUUCAAGGACGGUAAGCUCACCUUCCACCCCGACACGCGCGAGGACGACGAUCUCCUCCGAAAGUUCAAGUCCGGCUUUUGA